This is a messenger RNA of Mollisia scopiformis, 1430 nucleotides long. RefSeq lists its product as uncharacterized. The transcript is spliced from 2 exons. NCBI's taxonomy places the organism in Eukaryota, Fungi, Ascomycota, Leotiomycetes, Helotiales, Mollisiaceae. The record is from RefSeq and is a predicted model, not a curated record. Bases 465 to 1277 code for a protein of 270 amino acids.
AUCAUCAUUCUCUCUUCAACUUAUUCCCGCAAGCUCCCUUCCUACAGAGCUAAAGUGCGGGGUGAACCAGCUAUACCUCUAUGAUAACACCGGAUCUCGACCCUCCCGUUCUCUACCCUUUCUACCGAAAAGUCCUAUCGUCACAAUUCCCAGAAACCAAAUUCUCCUUAUCCUCGAAUUUGGAAUUAUGAUCUACGAAAUCGAGAAUCAUGACGUUGGCGGGGUUAGUUGGUUGGACCUCGCUGCCUGCAGCCUUCCUCGCGGGAGCCUGAGGACGCCAAAAGCAGCUAACCAGCUGGGCAUCUAAGCAAACUUUCCUCCUACUGCGAACACCAGCUAGCAUCUCCGAGGCGAAAAAAGAGAGCCAUCCUGUGGGACGCUUCUUCUGACGUACAUUGGCGAGUGCUUCGCCGCUGGGAAACCUGUUCGUUUGAUUGGGCACUUCGCCUGGCUAAACAGAGAAUAUGUCUGAGCCAAUUUCGCGAAGAACAGACGAAGACGAGUCAUUCAGCCUCGCUCCCUCGAUCUUCUUCCCGUUUCCAGGAUUUACCGAGAAAAACACCGUCCCGAUCCAGAGUCUAGAAGAUACCGAGAAGUUACAGAAGAUCAUCGAGAAUCUGGGCGUGCAGCAAGAGAGGGUUAGGGGCAAUAUGAUGUUCCUAGUCAAGCAACGAGCAGAGAGACUAGCCUCCAAAGCCAAAGAAGAACUUUCCACCCUCGACAGCGACGGUGAAGAGGAUGAAAAAGAUAAAGAAGUCAAGGAGAAGAACAUCGAUGCCAUGUUUGCGAAUAUGAGAGUCCUGGCCAAGAAAGGUGCUAAGAGUGCGGAGUACGAGGUCAGACUUGACAGCAAUCCUCCAGUUCAGACGGAUGUUACGAUGGCAGGCACGGAACUUACUACACCUGCAAGUCCACUGGGAGGAAAUGGCGAUGUCAAUAUGGUUUCUACUCGUUCUUCACGCCAGAUUCUCGGCACGCUUUCUGCGGAGAUGAAGAUCCUUAUCGAUGACAACUCAUCUAAGAUGCAACGUUAUGAUAAGCAUGCGAAAGAGGUGGUCAAUCAUUACAAGCAAGCUCUUGAGCGGAGAAAUAGUAGGAAGGGUUCUGGUCCGGCUAUUUCUGGGGCCGCCUUUGGAGGAGGAGGGAUGAUGGCUAGUCCGGUGGAGAUGAGGAGGUUGAGUACGGGAAUGCCGAUUCUAGGUUCGUUUGUUGGGGGUCCGCAGCCUGUCAGGGUUUCUGAGACUAUGGAGGAGUUGGCUAGGAGGGGAAGCAAGUGAGUAAGUGAUCAGGGGAAGAAGGUAAAAGGGGUCAGUGGGGUUUUGCUGAUGGUUGUCACUGCUUCUGGCGUAAAUUGCGGUUCUGGGACGCGGAGAUACCACUUUUGCCUCUGAUAUUGUCUGGGAAUUCGCUAAACAACUAAGAUUCCGUUU